This is a messenger RNA of Myripristis murdjan (pinecone soldierfish), 569 nucleotides long. RefSeq names its product apical endosomal glycoprotein-like. Gene Ontology annotation, cellular component: membrane. The transcript has 5 exons. Bases 1 to 510 code for a protein of 169 amino acids. Lineage: Eukaryota; Metazoa; Chordata; Actinopteri; Holocentriformes; Holocentridae. The record is from RefSeq and is a predicted model, not a curated record.
AUGUUUGGAGCAACAGUGGGCUCAUUGAAGAUGAUUUUAAAAACCACUGAUCCCUUGAGCAAAACAACGGUGUGGCAACAGUCAGGAAAUCAAGGGGAUGAGUGGCAGGUGGUGCAGACUCAUGUGACCUUACAGAAAGUCCACCAAGUGAUUCUGGAGGCGACGGUAGGAGGAGGGGCAGGGGACAUAGCUCUUGAUGACAUCUCAUUCGUCAGCGGGCCGUGUCCUGCCUCAGAUUCUGCAGGAACCCUGGGUGUCGGACUUGCAGUUGGGCUGACUCUGACGGCUGCAGUUGUCAUCUGUGUUGUUUUGUUUAUGCUGAACAGGAAGAGCUGUCCAAUGAGGAAGCCAAACAUUACAAAUGCCGAGGUUGACCAGAACUCUGUGUUUGACCUCUAUGACUGCAAAAUAGAGGGUACACAACAUGGACGUGAAUCGGAUUUUUCGUUCUUCAACAAUUUGUACAAUCCAUCCUCACACACGGACGACAUGGUUAUGUCUGAUGCUUAGUGCAGUUUCUUCUGACUCUGUCAGAAGAAGUUGUGGGUUUAGUUCAAUUAUAAGUCAGA